Molecule: messenger RNA, 2118 nt
Organism: Arabidopsis thaliana (thale cress)
Lineage: Eukaryota; Viridiplantae; Streptophyta; Magnoliopsida; Brassicales; Brassicaceae
Product: Major facilitator superfamily protein
Exons: 5
Coding region: 775-1812 (345 amino acids)
Cellular component (GO): membrane
Source: RefSeq, marked reviewed
GGUCAUAUAUACGUCGGCUAUCUUUUUCCCUUUAUCCUUUAUUUUCUUCUUCUUCUUCUUCAUUGUAAUUCAUACGAAAGCAUGUCAACGAAGCUUGACUUUUAACUUGCGUACGUCAAAAGAUUCAUCCUUAUGAUCUGAGAUCAAUCCAAGAAAUAUCCACUUCAGACAACUGUUGUCCUCGGAUCUGUUUUUCAGACAAAAGUGGAGCUCAAAACGGAGACAAAUCUUCAAUCUUUGACUCCUUGCAGAACCAGUUAUGGCAAGAGAAGAGCAAAACAUUGAAAACAGAGGAUCCGUACAUGUGGUCGAAAGAGAAAGUAAUUUACGUAGUGUGGUGUGUGGUCCUGUGCGGUGGCUAAAGAUGUUGGCGUCAAAGCUUCACUGGAGCUAUGUGUUUGCUGUGGUCUCCAAUUGUGGAAUAAACCAAGGGUUUGGUUACUCAUUGGGUCAUGUAGCUACAGAUUAUUACAUGAAAGAUGUUCAAAAGGUUCAGCCUUCUCAAUAUCAAGCUCUCUCUGCAAUCACUAGGAUUUCAUGGAUCAUAUUUAAGCCUCUUUUUGGCAUUCUCACUGAUGUUCUUCCCAUCUUUGGUUUCCAUAGACGUCCUUACUUCAUUUUAGCAGGUAAAAUCUCGCUCGAAAUUUCGAUCAAUGUCACUUUGAUUUCUCUAUAAAUGUACAAAACUCUGUUUUUGCAGGGGUGAUUGGAGUGGUUUCUUUGUUGUUUAUAUCACUUCAAAGUAAUCUACAUCUUUACUUGGCACUGUUUUGGAUGACAAUAUCAAGUGCUGCAAUGGCGAUAGCCGAUGUAACAAUUGAUGCUUGUACUACUUACAAUAGUAACAAACACCCUUCUCUUGCAUCGGAUAUGCAGAGUUUAUGUAGUUUAAGCUAUUCCAUUGGAGAACUUCUUGGUUUCUUUAUGAGUGGUAUCUUAGUUCAUCUUGUUGGCUCCAAGGGCGUGUUCGGCUUGUUAACAUUCACAUUCGCAUUAGUAUCGGUAGUCGGGGUCUUGUUUAGUGAGCCUCGUGUUCAUGGUUUCUCUUUCAAACAGAACUUUACCAAUGCAAUGAAAGCGAUGUGGAGGACAAUCAAGUGCUCAGAUGUGUGGCAGCCAAGUCUAUAUAUGUUCAUUACCCGUGCUCUUGGUUUAGACAUUAAAGAAGGUCUUUUCUAUUGGUUCACUGAUUCAAAAGAUGGUCCUUUGUUUGCUCAGGAAACGGUUGGUUUCAUUCUCUCAAUUGGUUCUAUAGGGUCGAUUCUAGGAGUACUGUUGUACAACCUACGCCUAAAGGAUCAUCCGUUCCGUAAACUAUUUUUGUGGACUCAACUUCUCUUUGCUUUAUCAGGAAUGUUUGACCUCAUUCUUGUGCUACGUCUCAACUUAAAAUUUGGUUUACCUGAUUAUCUCUUCAUAGUAGUGGACGGGAUAGUUUCUAAGAUGAUCAUACGUCUGACAUGGAUGGUGAUAUUCGUUCUCAAUACAAAGCUUUGUCCUCACGGAAUUGAAGGGACCUUUUUUGCGUUGUUAAUGUCAAUUGACAAUGCAGGCCUCAUGACCUCAUCUUGGCUUGGAGGGAAAAUGUUGCAUGUCCUCAAGGUGACUCGGACUGAGUUUGGUAACCUCUGGCUUGCGGUUUUGGUCAGGAAUGUCAUGAGACUUUUGCCGAUAUGUUUUCUGUUUCUUGUGCCCCAAGGAGAUCAGAACACGUUCAAGCUCCCGGCUGAGAUAAUGGGCGAAGAUUCGGAAGAAGAGGGAACUCGGAAUUUGGAAUUGGCUUCUCUUGUUGACUAUGUUGAUAGGAGCUAGCAACGGUUAUGACUAAUAUCAUCAAUGAGGAUAUUGAGUGUCAAAAAGUUAACCACUCACCACUCUUAUUUCUUAUUACUUAAAUAAGUCUUCACCUUAUGUUUGCAACUAUCAAUGAGGGUAUUGGUUACAAUGUUCGCUUGUCAUCACGAUAAAGUAACUGUGAAAUUUUAUUAACUCUAAGAAGAAGCUACUUCUUAAACAUGAAAGUAACAGCUGAUGAUCCAAUAGGAUAGGUAUCAACAGAGUUGCCAGGAAAUAUCCAGUUGUGAAAUUUCAUCUGCUUGAUUAAACGCAAACCCGUUU